Molecule: messenger RNA, 470 nt
Organism: Trichobilharzia szidati
Lineage: Eukaryota; Metazoa; Platyhelminthes; Trematoda; Strigeidida; Schistosomatidae
Source: the annotation of a GenBank genome assembly
AUCUGCUUGGACUGUCAGCAUGAUUCAGUGCAUAUUGUUAACGCUUAUAUGCUUGAUAAUUCCUCAUUCUCAAGCUUUGAUACCCAUCCCAAAGAAUUAUAGUCCAGAAGAGAAAUAUUGUACAAUUUUUAAGUCUGUACCUAUUGUGGAUAAUUAUCCGUCAUGUAUAACAUUGAAAGAAGCUGUUAAACGAUUCCGGGAACGACUUGUUCAUGAAGAAUUUCCAUCGUCAACAGCACCAGUUGAUAAAUGUCUUAUACUUCCGAUAUUGCUGGUAAUAACUUCAGGCUGUGAUGAAAGUAAUGAAGUGCUACGGCCAUCUGAUUCAGCCAACGAAUCAUAUUCCAUUUCAUUUCAGCAACAAAAGAUGGAUGAGGAUAUUUUCUAUGUUGCAAAUCUGAUGAUCAGUGCUCCUGAAGUCUGGGGAAUUAUACGUGGGUUAGAAACAGUGUUGCAACAUAUAUACAAAG